Molecule: messenger RNA, 1868 nt
Organism: Elgaria multicarinata webbii
Lineage: Eukaryota; Metazoa; Chordata; Lepidosauria; Squamata; Anguidae
Product: cytochrome P450 2G1-like
Exons: 11
Coding region: 97-1608 (503 amino acids)
Biological process (GO): epoxygenase P450 pathway; xenobiotic metabolic process
Cellular component (GO): intracellular membrane-bounded organelle; cytoplasm
Molecular function (GO): heme binding; arachidonate epoxygenase activity; oxidoreductase activity, acting on paired donors, with incorporation or reduction of molecular oxygen, reduced flavin or flavoprotein as one donor, and incorporation of one atom of oxygen
Source: RefSeq, a predicted model, not a curated record
CCAAUUUGGAUAGCUUCAAAGGCAGCUAGACAAAUUCCGGGUAAAGGAGGAGGAAGAGGAGGAGGCAACUAUCAAUGUCUGCAGGAGGUCUUCUGGAUGUUCAAAGAAAGUCCGUUGUCUUUCAUCAGGAAACCUAAGCUGUGGUUGGCAUUGGAGGGCCAAACUCCACGUUGGAUCAGGCUGUUCCCAUCAUGGAAGAAAAUGCACAAGGAGGGGAAGCUGCCCCCUGGGCCAACCCCCUUGCCCUUCAUCGGGAACUUACUGCAAGUGAAAACCAACGAGCCCUUCAAGUCCUUCCUGGCGCUGAGGGACAAAUAUGGUCCGGUGUUCACAGUGUACCUCGGGCCCCGGCGGGUUGUGGUUCUUUGCGGGCACGAGACCGUGAAGGAAGCGCUGGUGGAUCAAGCUGAGGAGUUCAGUGGGAGAGGAGAACUGGCAUCUCUGGAACGGAACUUCAAUGGCUUUGGAGUUGCUUUGGCCAACGGGGAGCGCUGGAAGCAGCUCCGUCGCUUCUCUCUCACCACCCUGAGGAAUUUCGGGAUGGGGAAACGGUCCAUCGAGGAGCGGAUCCAGGAGGAAGCACAGUACCUGCUGGAGGAAUUUAGGAAAACCAAAGGUCAUCCCUUCGACCCCAUCUUCUUCCUAAGCCGCACGGUCUCCAACGUCAUCAGCUCUGUUGUCUUUGGCAGCCGCUUCGACUACGAAGACAAGACCUUCCUCUCCUUGUUGCGCAUGAUCAAUGAAAGCUUCAUUGAAAUGAGCACCCCUUGGGCACAGCUCUAUGACAUGUAUUCCUGCGUCAUGCAGUAUUUGCCUGGGAGACACAACCGCAUUUACUACCUUGUUGAGAACCUGAAGGACUUCAUUGCUGAGAGAGUAAAAAUCAACCAGAAAACACUAGAUCCCAACAACCCGCGGGACUUUAUUGAUUGCUUCCUCAUCCAGAUGGAGAAGGAAAAGGAAAACCCUUCCAGUGAAUUCAACACAAAGAAUUUGGUCCUCACAACCCUCAACUUGUUCUUUGCUGGGACGGAGACCGUCAGCUCCACCCUGAGAUAUGGAUUCCUUUUCUUGAUGAAAUACCCAGAAGUGGAAGAGAAAGUCCAUCAGGAAAUUGACCACAUCAUUGGCCAAAACCGCAUCCCUGCCACUGAAGACAGGAUAAAUAUGCCCUACACAGAUGCCGUCAUCCAUGAGAUCCAAAGGUUGACGGACAUUGUCCCCAUGGGCGUGCCACACACCGUCAUCCGGGACACUGAAUUCCGGGGGUAUCUCCUGCCCAAGGGCACGGACGUCUUCCCCUUACUAGGCUCAGUCUUGCGUGAUACCAAGUAUUUCAGCGACCCUCAGAAAUUCAACCCUGGGCAUUUCCUGGAUGAGAAAGGUCGCUUUAAGAAGAAUGAUGCCUUCGUGCCAUUUUCCUCAGGAAAACGUGUCUGCCUGGGGGAAUCCAUGGCCCGCAUGGAGCUCUUCCUGUACUUCACCACCAUCCUGCAGAACUUCUCCCUAAAAUCCCUCAUUCCCCCAAAGGACAUUGACAUCUCCCCCAAACUGAGCGGCUUUGGGAACAUCCCUCCAACCUACGAGCUGUGCUUGGUGCCUCGCUGAUGGCAUCCACCUUGGACGGGGGCGGGGGGGGGCGAGGAACGGGGGCGAGAGCUAUCAUGUGUGUUGAUCUGUGGCCCUUGGAUUGGCGCAUUUCCCCCUAAGUUCUUUCAAAACCAUUCGAAGAAGAAGAAGAAGAAGAAGAAGAAGAAGAAGAAGAAGAAGAGGAGGAGGAGGAGGAGGAGGAGGAAGAGGAAGAGGAAGAAGAAUCCCACAUGUUACAGAUUUUGCCUUUGCUGAGAUUUCCACCUUUGGCUGCCAGU